Molecule: messenger RNA, 537 nt
Organism: Solanum tuberosum (potato)
Lineage: Eukaryota; Viridiplantae; Streptophyta; Magnoliopsida; Solanales; Solanaceae
Product: NF-kappa-B-activating protein-like
Exons: 2
Coding region: 1-537 (178 amino acids)
Source: RefSeq, a predicted model, not a curated record
AUGUUUAAGAAACACAUUGAAACUCCUCGAAAGAGUCCCAGAUUUGAUGGAACUUCAAUUGAUGAUAUUCAUGCUCCAUCGUUCAAUAUAUUAUCCCAAACACCCCCGCCUAAAACUGUUGAAAUUCCGGCGACCGGUGGUUCCUCUCGAUCGAAGAAUCAAAAAGAUAAAAAUAAUGAAGCAAAGGAAAGUGCGAUUCCAGCAAAUCAAAAGGGGAAGAAGAGGAAGGGGAAAACACUUGUUGAAACCCCUCCUGAUUCUGAUUCUGAUUCCGAUUCCGAUUUUGUUAGUCAACAAAUGUUGAAGUUGCUCAAACAUCAAAACCAUCUACAAGAAGAAAAACAAAGAAGAAGGAAUCGGAAUUACCAAAAUACAAAAACCCCAAAAAAUUGUAAGGCUGUUGAAAUCGAUGCAAAGUACCAUCGUGAAAGGUAUGCCACAAUCCUGUGGCAUUAUGAAAAAACAAAGAAUGAGGAUGGAGCGAUCACUACUGGUACGGUUGCUAGCAAAUUUGGUGGACCUCGCAUAGCAAAAUAA